Molecule: messenger RNA, 1593 nt
Organism: Manihot esculenta (cassava)
Lineage: Eukaryota; Viridiplantae; Streptophyta; Magnoliopsida; Malpighiales; Euphorbiaceae
Product: thaumatin-like protein 1
Exons: 3
Coding region: 309-1331 (340 amino acids)
Biological process (GO): defense response
Cellular component (GO): extracellular region
Source: RefSeq, a predicted model, not a curated record
UAUUAGACAAAGAGAGACAGGCAGAGACUAGAGAGAGAAGCACAGGCCCUAUUAUUGUACCUCUCUCCAGCUCAUUCCUUGUCCCCUCUCUCUCUCUCACUUGUUACUUCCGAGGAACCCUUCUCCGUCCAUCUCUCAUCAGGGCUUCAGGCCCUGCGUUGUCCUUUUCCUUCUCCAUUACAAUCUCAAUACACCAGCACCAUCAUUACCGCAACACCUGGGCCAUAACCACUAACCUCUAAACAUAACACAUUCUUAAGUAAAGAAGAAUUUUGAAAAAAAUUAAGCACAAGAGCGAAGGAACCUACAUGGAUCCCUUCUCCUGCCGCUCCUUCCUGAUUCUCAGCUUUGUAGUUCUGCUUACGACUUCUAGAGGAGUAAUAGGUGCUAGCUUCACUUUUGUCAACAAAUGUGACUACACUGUCUGGCCUGGUAUUCUAGCCAAUGCCGGCAGUCCUAGACUUGACAGCACUGGAUUUGAGCUCCCAAAGGAUUCUUCCCUUUCUUUUCAAGCCCCUACAGGUUGGUCCGGCCGCUUCUGGGCCAGAACCGGCUGCACCUUUGACGACUCUGGAUCCGGAAGCUGUCUCACUGGAGACUGUGGUUCGGGCCAAGUUGAGUGCAACGGACUCGGAGCUGCCCCGCCUGCUACCCUGGCUGAGUUCACACUUGGUUCCGGUGGACAGGACUUCUAUGAUGUCAGCCUUGUGGACGGCUACAAUCUACCCAUGGUCGUUGAAGGGAGUGGCGGGUCGGGUAUGUGCGCUUCUACGGGUUGUUCCACGGAUCUGAACAGACAGUGUCCAGCAGAGCUCAGGGUAGGUGACGGUAACGCUUGCAAGAGCGCGUGCGAGGCCUUUGGGAGUCCAGAAUACUGUUGUAGCGGAGCGUUUAACACACCCGCGACAUGUAGGCCGUCGGUUUAUUCGGAGAUGUUCAAGGCUGCGUGUCCUAGAUCGUAUAGCUACGCAUAUGAUGAUGCUACCAGUACUUUUACAUGUACCGGCGCCGAUUACACGGUGACGUUUUGCCCCUCUUCCCCAAGCCAAAAAUCUUCAAGCUAUUCAACACCAAUGACAGCAGCAACAACCACCCCAGGUGGAGUGUCAGGAUCAGGGCUCGAGUACUCUGGAUCAAGUUCAGAUUCUGGCUCUGCGUCGGUAUAUGGAUCCACAACUGGUUCAAGUUCUGGUUCUGGAGAAGCCAUGUUAGCGGAUGGAUCAUGGUUAGCUGGUUUGGCCAUGGGAGACUCUCACAAGACUGCCUCUCCUACUGCUCUAAAAUCUGCACUACUGGCUGUGUUUCUCUUGAUCUCUUUGCUUUGCUUGUAACACUAGGAAUCUGUCUCUGUGGUUAAUUUUGCUUGGUCGCUGCUCCUGCUGUUUGUUUAAUGUGUAUUGGUAGCAGAUUUGCGGGCUCUCUCGGCGGUGGUUGCUUGGAUUUUGCCUUUUGUUGGGGAAAGCUGACAGACAUUCACUUUCUCUCCCAUCCAGAUUGUAAACCACUCACUUCAGAGAUUCUCUUGUUAAAUUUCCAAGUGUUCCAUGUGUAAAAGAAUUCUUAUUUCUAUAUUAUAAUUUUUGGGUUAUUUUA